AUUAGGUGUAUCGCUUAAGUAAUAAGUACGGAAUCAAAAACAUUCCACUUUUCUGACAGAAAAGAAAAAAAGAAAGAAAAAAAAAAGUCGAACGCGAGAGGAAGAAGAUGAUGAAGCCAAAAUGGGAAUCAAUCUCUAAUCUUCAACAAAACACAUUUCUCAUAAAACUCGUCGCCGCUACGCUUAUAACUUGUCUCGCUUUUCGUUUCUUCGUCUUCCGUUUCGGCCAAUUUUCCCCAGUUCAAGUGUCGGUGAACGGAAACUCCAAUUCCCAGAUUUCUCCGCCGUCGUUUAUCAUAUCGGAUAAUGAAGAUCAAAUUCCCGUCGAUAUUGAGGUGGAGAAGUGUGAUCUUUUUACUGGGAAAUGGAUUAAAGAUCCUUUGGGACCGAUAUACACGAAUGAGUCGUGUGGUAUCGUUGUAGACGGUCACCAGAAUUGCAUUACUAAUGGGAGGCCUGAUUCGGGUUUUCUCUACUGGAAAUGGAAGCCUAAUGACUGUUCCUUGCCUCGGUUUGAUUCUCUGAGAUUUCUGCAACUUAUGAGGAAUAAAUCUUGGGCUAUAAUCGGUGACUCCAUUGCGCGUAAUCAUGUCGAGUCUUUGCUUUGUAUGCUAUCUAUAGUUGAGAAACCGGUUGAAGUGUAUCAUGAUGAGAACUACAGAUCGAAGCGUUGGUAUUUCCCGUUAUAUAACUUUACAAUAUCCAACAUUUGGUCACCUUUUCUUGUUCAAGCUGCUAUUUUUGAAGACUCAAAUGGUGUCUCAUCAGCUGCAGUCCAGCUUCAUCUUGACAAACUCGACAAUACUUGGACUGAUCUAUUUCCGAGCCUUGACUAUGCGAUCAUCUCUUCAGGGGAAUGGUUCCUGAAAACCGCGGUCUACCAUGAGAAUGCUAAUCCCGUCGGAUGCCAUGGCUGCCCGGAAAGUUCGAAUAUGACUGAUUUAGGAUUCGACUAUGCUUACAAUACGUCGCUGCGUCAUGUUAUGGACUUCAUAGCAAAAUCUAAAACUAAAGGCAUGAUCUUUUUCCGGACUUCGAUACCCGAUCACUUUGAAGAUGGGGAAUGGCAUAACGGCGGUACUUGUAAGAAAACAGAACCAGUGAGCGAGGAGGAGGUUGAGAUGAAAGUUCUGAACAAGAUCUUGAGAGAUGUUGAGAUUGUUCAAUUCGAGAGAGUGGUUACGGAGACUGGGAAUCUUAAGCUUCUUGAUUUUGCUGGAAUGUUGCUGACACGACCCGACGGGCAUCCGGGUCCAUACCGAGAGUUUAGGCCGUUUGAUAAGGAUAAGAACGCAAAGGUACAGAACGAUUGUCUGCAUUGGUGCUUGCCUGGUCCAAUUGAUCACUUGAACGAUGUCAUAUUGGAGAUCAUAGUGAAUGGUCGAACCGGGAAGUAACCAGUUUACUUGUGUAUCUUAGUCAAUUGCUAAAUUGGAUGAAUUUAAAACAGAGGUUUGGUAUAUAGGUCAUGUAAAUUGGUAAACUUGAAGAGAUUUGGUUAACAGCUAAAGCUUCUAGUGAACCGGAUAGAACCCCGUAGUUGAAUGGGAAAACCGGUUCGGUUUAUGAAAGCAAAUUCUUCUUAUG
Messenger RNA from Arabidopsis lyrata subsp. lyrata, 1587 nucleotides. RefSeq names its product protein trichome birefringence-like 23. Gene Ontology annotation, molecular function: O-acetyltransferase activity. The transcript is spliced from 3 exons. Lineage: Eukaryota; Viridiplantae; Streptophyta; Magnoliopsida; Brassicales; Brassicaceae. The record is from RefSeq and is a predicted model, not a curated record. The coding region runs from base 108 to 1397 and encodes 429 amino acids. Gene Ontology annotation, cellular component: Golgi apparatus.